AUGCCGGACCCACCUGAGGCGCAGUGCCCAAAUACUUCCCCCGAACAAGUCUUGAGGACGCAAGCACAGCGCGGAAAUAUUUUUAAUGAGGACCCUACACAAACGAUUUUACUUUGGAUUACAGGCUUAUGUACCGCUGAGCAUCCGAGUGGAGCACAACGGCCACGUGAGGGCACAGACGCCGAGCUGCCUAUAAAGGCGCUGAGGAAUCACAAGCAGGGCAGAAACCACCAAACUUCUGUCCCCUCUGGAAAAACCCCAUUUGCAAACCCGCAAAUUGGAGCCGCUGCUGCAGAACGUCCACCAGCCCCCGUCAAAAGUCCCUGCUACGUACAUUUAUCCGUGUGCUUGUCAUGA
Messenger RNA from Enterobius vermicularis (human pinworm), 357 nucleotides. NCBI's taxonomy places the organism in Eukaryota, Metazoa, Nematoda, Chromadorea, Rhabditida, Oxyuridae. The record is from the annotation of a GenBank genome assembly.